AUGGAUUAUCCGGACGAUGGGCAGGGUGGCUCAGUGAGCAUGAUGGCUCAAGAAGCCCUAGAGAAGGCAAAGACAGCGAUGUCAGUCUCUCAGUUGAGAGACGCCGACAGCAAAGCCACCAAGCUCUUAGGAGAUAUUACGGCAGGCCUGUGCGAAAUCUCUGACUUGAGACGCGCCCAGCAAUGGAUUGAAUCUAUCGGAAAGCUGCAAGGUGAAAAUCAGAUGCCACGCUUCGUCAUUGGUGUUCUAGGCGACACAGGCUCCGGAAAAAGCUCUUUGAUCAACGCUGUUCUGGACGAGGAGAGAGUCGUACCAACGAACUGCAUGAGAGCCUGCACUGCAGUGAUCACUGAGAUAUCGUGGAAUAUUUCGGAAGACUCAACCAAAAAGUACCGAGCGGAAAUCGAAUUCAUCACUCAGGCCGAGUGGACUAAGGAGGUCCUGACUCUCCACCGAGAUAUCAUUGACAGCGAUGGUAGACUUUCAGCGGAUAUUCACAAUCCUGAUACUGACGCUGGGAAUGCUUAUGCUAUUUUGAAGGCCGUGUAUCCAGGACACACCAAUGAGAUGCUGAGGGAAACAGACUCUGCUGUUCUGGCGAACUACACAAAGGUUCGGGAAGUGACCGGGCGCACAAUCUUGGUCGAGGAAGAGAAGUGCGACAAGUUCUAUUCAGGCAUACAAGCAUAUGUCGAUUCUGAAGAGAAACAAGGAAAGAAAGCGGACGACACGCCGCCAAAGGAGCCGACGAUGGCGUUUUGGCCGUUGAUCAAGGUUGUGCGCGUGUUUUUGAAGUCUGAAAUCUUAUCAACCGGUGUUGUCCUCGUAGAUCUGCCUGGUGGUCGCGACUCCAACGCUGCUCGAGCUGCCGUUGCUGGGAAGUACGUCAAAGAGUGUUCUCGGCUGUGGAUUGUUGCCCCUAUCACUCGGGCCGUGGACGAUAAAACAGCCAAAACGUUGUUGGGUGACAAUUUCAAACAGCAGCUGAAGUACGAUAGUUCGUACACGAAUAUCACCUUCAUUUGCACCAAAGCAGACGACAUCUCUAUUGAUGAGGCGGCUUUCAGCUUGGGCAUUGAAGACUUCAUUGCACAUGAACAACAGCAGUCUAGCGCCAUGAAAUUGGAUAUUGACGUCAAGAAACAAGAAUUGAAGUCACUAGAGACUGAGAAGAAAAGCCUUCAUAUACGACAGAAGAUGGUUAGCUCGGAAUUCAAGACCUGGCGUGGUCUUCACUUACAGACCUCCAACGGGACAGUAGCGUAUGCUCCUUUCGCAUCCCCAAGCAAGCGAAAGCGCCAGACCGCCACUUUAGAGAAGCAAAGCGAUGGAGCUGCAAAUGUGAAAAAGGAACCUCUAUCGAGCGAGACAGAGGAAGACAGCAGCGACUCAGAUAUGAAUGCCGAUGACCUUGAUGAGCCCGAAUGUCUCUCCAAGCCUCUGACAGCCGAGGAGACACUUGCGAAGGUCGAUGAGCUGAAGGCAUUAAAGAAAACUAUCAAGAAUGAGAGAAAUAACAUCGGAAAGCAGAUCUCCCAGCUCAAAGCUAGCAUCAAGAAACUCAAUAUUAACCUAGCAACCACGAAGACCAGCAUGUAUCAGGAGUGUAUCCGGGGGCGGAAUAUUUAUUCUCGCGCAGCAAUCAAGCAAGAUUUUGCUUUUGGAAUGAAGGAGUUCGACGAUGAGAUUCUCGCAGACUCGCAGGAAGACACUCAACAGCUACAGGCAGACCAGCCGGACUACAACAAGAUUGGACAAGAUCUUCCAGUCUUUUGCAUCAGCAGCCGCGGUUACCAGCAGCUCCGAGGAAGAAUGAAGAAAGACCGUCGCGUUGCAGGAUUCGUUUCCCUUGAUGACACCGAAAUUCCGGCCCUCCGAGAGCACACUCUAGAAUUGGCUAACAGAAUCCAAGUUAGACAUUUCAAGCAUCACAUGAGCGAAAUUUCUCGCUUGCUGGGCAUGAUGGACCUUUUCAUCGCCGGUGACAUGGCCUCCACAGCUUUGUCAAGUCAAGAGAAGGAGGCAGAAACCCAGUACCUGCAGAAGUCAUUGGAGAAGCUUGGAACGACACUCGGAGAACUUCUCUCUACUUGUAUGAAAGAAUGUCGCUCGAUUGUCAAGAAGAACAUUAUCAAGCGGACACGGGAGGGAGUGUUGUUUGCCUCUGCCAAGGCUAUCAACACCGCGAAAGGCUGGGGAGCGAAGCCUGAUGCUGGUGGACUUCGAUUUAUGACAUACAGAGCUACUUGUCGCCGCGGUGGCGUAUUUAAGGGUGUCGCUGGACUUCGUGAUUUUAACGAAGAACUUCUUAAGCCUUUGAAGAACCACACAGCAUACCAAUGGGAUCAGGUAUUCAACAAGCGGAUCCCUGAGAAGCUUGAAAGGUUUGCAGCCUCCUGCAAACAGUUGAUUGAUGCCUUCAACGAACGUAUGAAGGGCCGCCGCUUCCUCGCCGAGAAUGGCGAUUUAGUCCAAAAUAUUGUGGCUAAGCAUCUCGCCGGGCAAAACGAGACGUUGGCGCAUAUGGCAGCUAAACAUCUUACGGUACUGAAAAACAAUCAGCGAGACGCAAGUCGUCUGUUCUAUCCUGCUAUCUUGGGCGUUAUGCAACCCGCUUAUGACAUCUGCACCCAGCAAACAGGAGUUGGUGCUCUCAUGGCCCUAAAAGGAAUCAUGGAGAGCCAUGUCGAAUCCUCACAAAACACCAUGUUCAAGAAUGCUGCUAACAAGGUCGACAAUGCUGUUAAUGAAACUAUCAAAAGCCUAGACGUGAUAAUCCUGCAGGACUUGAACAGUAUCAUAUCCACUAUGGAUGAGGAUUAUUCGGGGCUCAUUGGUGCCGUCGUUACGGAGGCAGACAACCGCGCUCGAAAGACGCUCGGCCCUGUGCUCCGAAGCUUCUACCAGAAUUUGCUUCUUGCACUAACUGCGGUUGAGGAGGAUGAAGCUGUCAUCGAAAGUUGUGAGGUUGACUAUGUUGAGCAGGAUGAUGGCGACUCAUCCUACCACGAUAGUGACUGA
This is a messenger RNA of Colletotrichum truncatum, 3021 nucleotides long. Its product is annotated as Nuclear GTPase SLIP-GC 4. The record is from RefSeq and is a predicted model, not a curated record. Lineage: Eukaryota; Fungi; Ascomycota; Sordariomycetes; Glomerellales; Glomerellaceae.